Messenger RNA from Gongylonema pulchrum, 249 nucleotides. NCBI's taxonomy places the organism in Eukaryota, Metazoa, Nematoda, Chromadorea, Rhabditida, Gongylonematidae. The record is from the annotation of a GenBank genome assembly.
AUGGAUAAUUUUGAUCGGUACCGGUGCAUUUUCCAGAGAUAUUCACCGGAUAACGAUUCAGAUGUAUCAUCGUCUCCGGUGACAGUUAGAGCGUUUGCAUCAAAAAUAUCACCACCAUUAUCAACAACAACAACAGCAACGUCUGAGACUGAAAUUAUUGAGGUUGUGAAAGAGGGCAAAAAAGCGGAUCUAUCGCAAUUCGAGCUUUUAUCUGUGAUUGGGCAGGUAAAAUUCGCAUUUCUAUGCUAA